Racocetra persica is the source of this 173-nucleotide messenger RNA. The record is from the annotation of a GenBank genome assembly. Lineage: Eukaryota; Fungi; Glomeromycota; Glomeromycetes; Diversisporales; Gigasporaceae.
ACCAACUGCAUCUAAGAUCUACGAUGAAUUAUUAAGAUGGUAUAAUAUAAUAUAUUGGAAGUUUGCAAUGUAUGAAAAUGAAUCAACAAUAUUAAAAGCAUUUCAGUAUGCAGAUAUAAUUAUUCCAACAUUAUCAACAGAGCUGCCAAACUGUUCUAAAGAUAAACUAACAA